Cannabis sativa is the source of this 1408-nucleotide messenger RNA. RefSeq names its product xyloglucan endotransglucosylase/hydrolase protein 31. Gene Ontology annotation, cellular component: cell wall; apoplast. The coding region runs from base 147 to 1025 and encodes 292 amino acids. The transcript is spliced from 4 exons. Gene Ontology annotation, molecular function: hydrolase activity, hydrolyzing O-glycosyl compounds; xyloglucan:xyloglucosyl transferase activity. NCBI's taxonomy places the organism in Eukaryota, Viridiplantae, Streptophyta, Magnoliopsida, Rosales, Cannabaceae. Gene Ontology annotation, biological process: xyloglucan metabolic process; cell wall biogenesis. The record is from RefSeq and is a predicted model, not a curated record.
AUAGCCAUAUUCUUAAACCAAUACAACACAAAAAUCUAAAUACUUUACUGCUCUGUUUCUUACUCCCUGUUUUGAAGCAGAGUAAUCUGCUUUUCUCUUUUAUUACAACAAACAAAAAUAAUCCAUCUCAACUUUCUUCCCUGUUCAUGGCUCCUCUUUUUUGCUUACUCUUAUUCUCUCUCAUAUUCUCCUCAAGCCAAGCUCAGCGUCCACCAUCUCCUGGGUACAGCCCAAGUUCAAAAUUUGGUUCAAUUACCUUUGCUCAAGGCUUUAAGAACCUUUGGGGUCCUAAGCAUCAAAGCCUUAACCAUGACUCGUUGACCAUCUGGCUUGAUAGUAGCUCAGGAAGUGGUUUCAAGUCACUUCAUCCAUAUCGAUCCGGGUACUUCAGUACUGCUGUCAAACUCCAACCUGGUUAUACUGCUGGAGUUAUCACUUCAUAUUAUCUUUCCAACAAUCAACAGCAUCCUGGGAACCAUGACGAAAUCGAUAUUGAGUUCUUAGGGACAACCCCAGAUAAGCCGUACACGUUACAGACAAAUGUUUACGUAAGAGGAAGUGGAGAUGGAAACAUCAUAGGUAGAGAGAUGAAGUUCCAUCUCUGGUUUGAUCCAACCCAAGAUUUCCAUAACUAUGCCAUACUGUGGGACCCUAGUGAAAUCAUAUUCUUUGUGGAUGAUGUACCAAUAAGAAGUUAUCCAAGAAAGAGCGAUGCAACAUUCCCAGUGAGGCCCAUGUGGGUGUACGGAUCAAUAUGGGAUGCAUCCUCAUGGGCCACUGAGAAUGGAAAAUACAAAGCCGAUUACAAGUACCAACCCUUUGUUGGUAAGUACAUGGAUUUCAAGCUCAUCGGCUGCAAAUCAGAUGGACCCACUUCAUGCCGCUCGCCCUCCGUCACACCCUCCGGCACUACUGGCCUAACUUCCCAACAGUCCUCAGCCUUGGCUUGGGUUCAGAACAAUUACUUGGUCUAUGAUUAUUGCCAUGACCCCAAGAGGGACCAUACACAAACACCCGAGUGUUAAAAAGUUAAAUAACCUGGCUUCAAUUUGGUUCUUGUCAUUGGUGUGUGCUCCAAUAUAUAGUGUGCUUUGGCGUUUUUUUAGCAUUAUUAUGGUGUCAACACCAUACCGAUGUGACGCAAUUGAUUAGCGGCUUCAUAUAUUAUUUACUAAAUCAAAUUAUAUGGUGCUUUUUUUAUACUGUAAUUUGUAAUUUGGGAUUAAAGAAAAAUAUUCAAGUGUGACCGUGUGAUAGAUUAGGAGAGUCUUGAGAUGGCCCCCUUGCUAAAAUAGUUGCAAGAGUAGUUGACCGUCCGAGGCCCCCCGCUCUAUAUGAUUUGCAAAUGAUCAUUGGCCUUAUUUAACUAUAUUGUAAGUAUAUAUUUUCGUUUGUUAUUGUUGAAAAA